This is a messenger RNA of Spizellomyces punctatus DAOM BR117, 1326 nucleotides long. RefSeq lists its product as uncharacterized. Gene Ontology annotation, molecular function: Hsp90 protein binding. The coding region runs from base 17 to 1177 and encodes 386 amino acids. NCBI's taxonomy places the organism in Eukaryota, Fungi, Chytridiomycota, Chytridiomycetes, Spizellomycetales, Spizellomycetaceae. The record is from RefSeq and is a predicted model, not a curated record. The transcript is spliced from 5 exons.
CGUUAGCCUCACGAAAAUGCCGACUAUCAAGGAGAUCCUAGACGAGGAAUCGCCGCCGGCUUCAUUGCCUGCCGGCCCACAAAUGAAGCAUCAUGACAAUCAUGAUAAAUUUAUGGAAGAUCUCAUGAAGACUCCUCUGUUCAUGAAAACUAUGCCAACGGAGCAGGAUAUGGAAGAGAAUGAAACCUUGGCUGCACUCCACUCUCUGAUCUAUGAUGGUACCCCAGAAGAGAUUGCAACCAACUUCAAAAAUCAAGGCAACGAGUGCUUUCAAGGAGGCCGCUCUCAAUACAAGCAUGUCAUAAACUAUUACACAAAAGCAUUAGACCAGAAAGCGGACGAUGCAAAGCUGAAUGCUACGAUUUAUGCCAACCGCGCUGCCGUAAACCUAGAGCUUGGUAACUAUCGCAAAGUCUUGAAUGACUGUGCAGCCGCGAUAACAUUGCAGCCCGAGAACGUCAAAGCUUAUUACCGGUCAGCAAAGGCGCUUUUGGCGUUGGACAAAAUCCCGGAAGCGCUGGACUGCUGCGAGCGAGGCUUGAAGGUAGACGCCGAUAAUGCUGCGCUGAAAAAGGAAAAGGAAAAGGUCCUGAAGCGAAAGCAAGUUUUGGAUGAAACGGAAAAAAAGCGGCAGGAACAGGAAGCGAAAAGAAAAGAGGAUGAUUCGAGAUUACAGGAAGCCAUCAAGUUGCGUGGAAUCAAAAUGGUGAGCCGCGAGCAAGUGGAACGGGAUGACGAAGAUUCCGACGCGGAACACCAACCUAUAAUAGCUCACCCUUUACAAGGGGAUCACCGUGUGAAAUUAGAUCCAGUUACUGGAGCGCUGACUUGGCCGGUAGUCCUGCUCUAUCCCCAGUACAACGAAUCGGAUUUGAUUGCUGCCUUCCACGAAGAGGACACUUUUGCGGACCAUCUUCAACUCAUGUUUGGCGAGGAGCGGCCGGGCUGGGACGUUGAACAAACCUAUACACCGGAUCGGUUGGAGGUGUAUUUUGAGGCGCAGGUGGAAGGGAACCCCCCAAAGCUGCUGCGUGUAGGGAACAAAUUGAGACUCCUGGACAUUUUGAAGCAUCCGGAUUACCAGAUCAUUGACGGUGUCUGUACUUUCUUUGUUAUACCUGGAGGAACUGACUACUCGAAAGCGUUUCGAAGAAAGUACAAGAAAAGAAAACCCUAGACCAGGAUCGAGGAUUAUCAUUUCUUUGUAAAUAGCUAGCAUUUGACAUGUAUUUACUUUGCUCAGCAUACUACUAGAUGCGGACCAUAGGUAGCAUAAAGGUUUAUCAACACGCCUAAUAGAGAAUCUGCGGCAAUGCUUGGUCACAA